AUGUCAGCCGAAGAAGGACCACUUUAUCUUGGCCUUGACCUUUCGACCCAGCAAAUCAAAGCCAUUGUGAUCAACUCCUCGUUGAAAGUUCUAUUUGAGGCUAAAGUGGACUUUGAUACGGAUCUUUCGAAAUAUGGCAUUAAGAAAGGUGUCUUUGUUCAGGGUUCUGCCGUUUAUGCCCCAGUUGCAAUGUGGCUCGAGGCGGUCGACCUAGUGCUAGAACGUCUUAAGGAGCUGGAAACACCCUUCCAUAAAAUUAAAGGAAUUUCCGGAGCUGGACAGCAACAUGGAAGUGUCUAUUGGAACGAGGCUGCAGAAAACCUCCUUGCCAGCAUGGAUCCAGUGAGAACUAUUGUCGACCAACUGGCCGGAAAAGCAUUUGCCCAUGCUUUUAGUCCCAAUUGGCAAGACGGAAGCACUCAGGAGGAAUGCGAUCUAUUUGAUGCUAUUCUUGGCUCUCCUGAGAAACUAGCUCAAGUAACUGGAAGCAAGGCUCAUCACCGGUUUACUGGACCGCAAAUUUUGCGCAUGCGCCGUCACCAUCCAGAAGUUUAUCGAAAAGCGCAUCGGAUUACCCUUGUUUCUUCCUUCUUUGCUUCACUGUUCCUUGGUAAGAUUGCCCCUCUCGACAUAAGCGACGUUUGCGGUAUGAAUCUGUGGGAUAUCAAUGCCGGCGACUGGUCGGAAGAUCUCCUUGAUCUGACAGCUGGUGAUGAUGGCAUACAAUCGCUCAAAGAACGACUGGGAUACGUUCAUAAGGAUAGUGGUAACACCAUGGGAUUCAUAUCUGCCUAUUUUACAAAGCGAUAUAAGUUUCCUCAUGACUGUGGAAUCAUUCCUUUCACUGGCGAUAAUCCGUCUACAAUUCUCUCGCUUCCUUUGCGGUCUCUAGAUGCCAUUGUAUCCCUUGGUACAUCAACUACCUUCCUCAUGUCUACCCCAAAGUAUGUGCCCCAUCCAGCUUACCAUUUUUUCAAUCACCCCACUACUCCAGGACUUUACAUGUUUAUGCUCUGCUACAAAAAUGGCAGCUUGGCGCGAGAGCAAAUACGUGAUGCUCUUCCUAAAUCUAACACCUGUGACCCAUGGUCAAAUUUCAAUAAAGUUGCCCUCGACAGUUAUCCUUUGGGCCAAAAGAAUUCUUCCGAUCCGAUGAGACUAGGUCUAUUUUUUCCGCUUCCCGAAAUCGUACCAAAUGUUGGGGCCGGUAUAUGGCGUUUUGUCUGUGAUAGCAUGGGCAAAAACCUGACAGAAUUGAGCGAGAAAUGGGGCCCGGAAGAUGAUGUUCGUACAAUUGUUGAAUCACAAGUAUUAUCUUUGCGUUUAAGGUCACGGAAGUUAGUACAUCCGCCAGCUGUUGGUAUUCCACCUCAACCUAGUCGUAUUUAUCUAGUCGGUGGCGGCUCUCGUAAUCCUGCCAUCGCUCAGAUAAUUGGCGACGUGCUCGGGGGGGCUGAAGGUGUAUGGAAAUUAGAUGCAGGAGAAAAUGCAUGUGCACUCGGAGGUGCCUACAAAGCUGUAUGGGCGUUGGAAAGAAAAAACGGAGAGACCUUUGAGGAGCUAAUUGGUAAACGAUGGAAAGAAGGCAAUACCGCCAAGAAGAUCGAGACUGGGUACAAGGCUGAGCUAUGGGAACGCUACGAUAAAAUUCUUGAACCAUUUGAACAAAUGGAACAGCUAGUGCUGGCACGAGGCCUGGAGAAGCCACAGACGAAAUUUUCACCAGCUUUACAGUCGUAA
Messenger RNA from Blumeria graminis f. sp. triticale, 1740 nucleotides. The record is from the annotation of a GenBank genome assembly. NCBI's taxonomy places the organism in Eukaryota, Fungi, Ascomycota, Leotiomycetes, Helotiales, Erysiphaceae.